Molecule: messenger RNA, 4304 nt
Organism: Xiphophorus couchianus (Monterrey platyfish)
Lineage: Eukaryota; Metazoa; Chordata; Actinopteri; Cyprinodontiformes; Poeciliidae
Product: hippocampus abundant transcript 1 protein-like
Exons: 12
Coding region: 208-1773 (521 amino acids)
Biological process (GO): transmembrane transport
Cellular component (GO): membrane
Molecular function (GO): transmembrane transporter activity
Source: RefSeq, a predicted model, not a curated record
UUAAUUGUGCGCAUCACCAGUACUGCGGAGUGACUGACUGACUGAGCUGGACGUCUUCUAGAGGAGAGGAGAUAAACCAAUAAAUCUUCCAGAUUCUGUUGGGGUUUAUCUCAUAAUUAGCUCGGUUCGGCCUCUUGGGGGCUAAAACACGAAGGAAUCCUGGAAGCACCCGGAGAACCGCGGAUAUCCACGCGGCAAGGAUGCUUCAUGACCCGCGGCAGGUGUGAGGACAUGGCGGCGGAGCCUCCGGCGGCCCCCGGCCGGGUGGUGCUGGUCAAGAAGAUCAUCAUGAAGGACGGAGCGGUGCCGCAGCAGGGCAUCGGCCGGCCCAGCGUCUACCACGCUGUGGUGGUCAUCUUCCUGGAGUUCUUCGCCUGGGGUUUACUCACCACCCCGAUGCUCACCGUUCUGCAUGAAACGUUUCCUCAGCACACGUUCCUGAUGAACGGCCUGAUCCAGGGAGUGAAGGGUCUGCUGUCCUUCAUGUCCGCCCCGCUGAUCGGAGCGCUGUCAGAUGUCUGGGGACGAAGGUCCUUCCUCCUCAUCACCGUCUUCUUCACCUGCGCUCCCAUCCCUCUGAUGAGGCUCAGCCCCUGGUGGUACUUCGCCAUGAUCUCCAUGUCUGGAGCGUUCUCCGUCACCUUCUCCGUCAUCUUCGCCUACGUUGCUGACGUGACGGAUGAGAGGGAGAGGAGUACCGCCUACGGCCUGGUGUCGGCCACGUUCGCAGCCAGCCUGGUGACGAGCCCGGCCAUCGGCGCCUACCUGUCGGCCUGGUACGGAGACAACCUGGUGGUUCUGCUUGCCACGCUCAUCUCUCUGGCCGACAUCUGCUUCAUCCUGCUGGCCGUCCCCGAGUCGCUGCCGGACAAGAUGAGGCUCAACACGUGGGGCACCCCCUUCUCCUGGGAGCAGGCCGACCCGUUUGCUUCUCUGAGGAAGGUGGGUCAGGACUCCACCGUCCUGCUGAUCUGCAUCACCGUCUUCCUGUCUUACCUGCCGGAGGCCGGACAGUACUCCAGCUUCUUCCUCUACCUGAGACAGGUCAUCAACUUCUCCUCCACCACCAUCGCUGUUUUCAUCGGAGUCGUCGGGAUUCUGUCCAUCGUGGCUCAGACGCUCUUCCUCACGCUGCUAAUGAGAUACCUGGGCAACAAGAACACGGUUCUGCUGGGCCUGGGCUUCCAGAUCCUGCAGCUGGCCUGGUACGGCUUCGGGUCAGAACCAUGGAUGAUGUGGGCGGCUGGAGCCGUGGCGGCCAUGUCCUCCAUCACCUUCCCUGCUGUUUCUGCUCUGGUGUCGCAGUCGGCUGACCCGGAUAAACAAGGAGUCGUCCAGGGUAUGAUCACGGGGAUCCGGGGCCUCUGUAACGGCCUGGGCCCUGCUCUCUACGGCUUCAUCUUCUUCCUGUUCAACGUGGAGCUGAACACUCUGGACCCGAUCCAGGAGGAGUACAGCAUCGACCCGCUGCCCCUGCACGGACCCACAGAGCAAGCGCUCAUCCCGGGGCCGCCCUUCCUGCUGGGCGCCUGCACCGUGGUCGUCGCCUUCCUCGUCGCCCUCUUCAUCCCCGAGAAAACCUGCUGCUCCUCUUCCUCCUCCUCUUCCUCGGAGCUCUCCCUCAGCGACAAGCCCCUCCCAGACAGCAAGGAGGCGCUGUCCUCGCUGGCCGGCGUCCACAUCAACACGCCGCUGCCGGGCAGCGACGAAGAGGCCCCGCCCUCCGCCAGCGCCGAGGACUCUGAGCCGCUGCUGCACGACAGCAUCGUCUGAGGAGCCAUGGGGCGGAGCCUCUGCAGCCGGUGGGCGGAGCCUCUGACGCUGUGUUUUACUGUGUUUCCGUUAGCAACGCGGCCGGACUGAGUGUACUUUUCUCGUCGGAAGUUUUUGCCUCUUUGCCGAUCGGCGGGAUGAACUUUUAGCUUCAGAGGCGCGCCGUCCUGACCAAUCAGGAUCCAUCUUUGAUCCAUCUAAUGAGCCAAUCGGACGCAAGCAUGGAGGUCUGCAGGGAAGAAGGGGAAUCAAUCAGACGGGUGGGAGGAGGCAGAUCCUUAACGUUUUAAUGGAGGAUUUCACUUCAUCUUUAAGGCUUUUUUUUACUCUUUGGUCAUUUUGUGUUUUAAUUCAGAAGUAAACUUUAAUGGCAGCCAAAACGUCCGGGUUUAUUUAUACGUUUGUUUUUUAAAUCAGUCAGUGUGUUUCUGUGGGUGGAGAUUGUAUUAAAUCCAGCUAAAACAAGAGAAAUGAAUCGUUUUUAAUCUCACUGUGAGAUUAAACCAAAGCAAACUACUGAUUACUGACAAUAAUUAGAAGGAAACAGGAAUGAAUCCUUACAUUCUGAGAAAAACAAACAUUUUGGGUUUUAUUUUUCCCUGUGUGUCCCUCUACCUCCACUUUUUGUUUCUCUCAGUGCUGCUGGCUGCUGCCAGAGGAAAACCCUCCGCCUGGCUCCCUGACGCCUCGGGUCGGUUUAAUUCGCUCCAAACCAACUCAGUUUCACUCGAAGCUUUUUUCACUGGCAGCAGUGAAACUCCUGAAAACAAACUUUAUACUUGAAGCAUCCGACAGAGAUUCCAAGAGCUUUAGAGAAGAUUUGAAGCAGAGUUUUAACAGUAUUUAACUGCCACACUGUGUACAGAGUUAGCCAUGUCAUGACUUUAAAUGUAAAUGCACUUUUGAAUGAAACUCUGGUUUGUAAAUACUGUGAGUGUGACGUGGAGUCGGCUAGUCUUCCAUCUCCGGUCGAGUUUAGAGGACACAUAUCAUCACAUUUUCCUUUUUUACAUUUUUUCAAGUAUUUCGCUCAUGAAACGCUCAGUAAUUUUCUACAUCUGAAACAGAAAAAUGUUGCCAAAGAAUCCCGGUGUUCAACUCAGACCUUAGCAUCAACAUUCAGCUGAAACAUCAGUAGAAACUAUAAUCUGAGAUCAUAAACUGAAUAUUUAUGGGAUUUCUGCAGCAACCAGACCUAGCAAACCAGCACCACAUGCAGGAAGUUAAAAGCACCCACUGGGGUAAAUAGCUGCAUUUCCAUUACAAAUGUUGAUAUUCCACUAACAUAAAAAAAACGCAAUUUUGCAGUUGCUGUUUCCUUUAAAUAAGAAAUACAGUUAAAAUCGUGUGAAUAAGUUUUUCUAUAUAUAUAAUUUGUAUAUUACUGUAAGUCACAGAAUGAGCCAAACUAUGAAAACUAAAUCUGGUAAUUUGAAACAUAAACUGAGAUGUUGUUGACGUAGAUGUAGUUUCUGCUCCAGUUCUGACCAGCAUUUUUACUCCUCACUGGUACAUCCAACAGCAAGCCAGGCAGUAAUUAUUUAACUCAGGUUUCUCCAUAUAAUCUGUAAUUUCUUUCUUUUACUUUGGGUCAAACAACAAUAGCAAUGUAGCGUAUCGUUCUGUCACUUCACCCACUUUAAAAGCCUGCCUGACUCUUGAAAAGUCACUAGAAGCUAAUGCUAAACAUUAAGUUUCUCUCCUUCGUGUGGCUCAGACAGAGAAGAAAAAGCUAAUUAUGACUAAACAUGAAGAGUUUUGGUUAAUUUUGGCAACAAAAAUCCAAAACUUUCUUAGCUGAUCAACUUUAUGCUCACAAACAGCCGCAGUUAGCAUCUGAACUUCCUGUCCAGAUUAUGAGAUGAAAACAAUCCCUGAUUCAGAUUCAUUUAGUUUUUUAAUGUUUUCUAGCCUGACUGAUGAUACGUGUCCUGUAAAUCAAAGGCUAGCUGUUUCUGCUCUUGGAAUGCUUCUUCUGGCUUUUUAAUUCCCACCUCCAGUCAGAACCGCAGAAGCCUUUUCAGACGGGAGGAGGAACUUCUCCAGAACCAGAACAGAACUGAAGUGCCGUUCUUACAAACCUGGGAAGGCGGGAUCCGUUUUUCUCACGGAUCGGUUCGAAAACAUCUCCGUGUUUUCUGCUUUGUGGGCGAGUCCGGCCUCGGAUGGGCAGCUAGAUGUUUUUGUAUCCAAUCAGAGGCGAUCUCAGAAUGCUAACAGUCAGACCAGCAUCAGGGCUGGUUUGUUUUUAAACUGGAAUUCAGCAGAGCUGGAUUGAAACCACUUAAACACCUUUAUUUUUUUAGCUCUUUUGCUAAUCAAACGGUUUUCCUUUGGAAGUGUUCCCGCCUCUCCUCAGCGCUCCUGUAAAUACUGAUCCCAGCCGCGGCCCGGUGCGGUCCGCUGUGAAACCGGCCCGGUUCUGUAAAUACUGUACAUGGAUUGACUGGAUGUCUGUUGAUGUGAGCUGAACUGGGAUGUCGUCUCGUCUGGAGCUGUAUUGAUAUUAAAAACGUUUCCAACACGUUUCA